CCGUCCGAGGGGUGACCCCGCGUCGUCGCAGCGUCCCUUAGGGUGUCAACGGGUUUGCGAUAGUCUGGGCGUCGCGCUACGCGGCGUCGUGGCGCCGCGUUCACUCGUACGAUUGCGAGUGGAAUGCGCGCGGACGCGUCAUCACCGGUCCUGCGAGGGUUGAAACAUUCCCUCGGACUCACUUCCGGUAAACGCAGACCGGAAGAUGCAAGCUCGCGCUAUUCGAAUAUCCGGCGUUGACGUUGAUCAAAGUGUGACACAGUGUCGACAGAUAUCGAUAAAACACGGAGAAGUUGACCGAUUUCAUGAAGUUAAAGAAUGUCCGUGGAAAAAAUCGUAGAGGCUAUUCGAAGGGAAAAUACCUAAAAAUUACUGUGCGUAAAAUGUAUAACAUUUGAUUAAUUGAGCUGUUUGUAGACGUCAAAACUGAUUCAAAAAAGUAAACGAUAUCAACGAAAAAUUUAAAUACUAGAUGUUUCUACCGAUAGAGACCGUUUUGUGUGAUUAACGGAACGCAACAUAGUAAUAUAUCAGUGAUAUCGGAUCGCUGUAAAAUUGUUUGCCCUGCCCAUGAAUGAGGGACAGAUUAACUGGCGGCGGAAGAUGAAAUGUUAGGAUAAAGAAGAUUCAUCGCGUCGUAAACUUGUGCAGUGUGCAGUUCGAAGAUUAAUCAAAAGUUCGCGUGUUAAUUAAGUUAAUUUAACUUGACUUUCGGCUACCGUCUCAGUCAUUCGCAAAACGGAGUGAUUUUGCGUUUGUGUGUUUGUGCGUUUUAUAGUGAUUAUUGAAAAAAUGUGUCGAAUUUGUGCGUGAGGUCCUUUCGCUUUUGAUUGCAUCGAUUCCAAGGAGUCCUUCUUGUUUCUGAACGAACACUGCGAGCAACGUCCGUAACUUUUAUGGAACUUAACAUUCAAAAUUUGAUUAAUUACUAGAAAAGAAAGUUUUCGCGGUUGCACAAAGUAUAUAGUAAAUAACAAGACGAAGGAAUAUAAAAUGUUCGAGAAUUUUGAUUUAAGAAAUGCGCAUUUGAGAGACACGAUAAGAGUUGUAACAAUAAAGACUAAUUUUUUUUAAUAAUUAAUUUAAGAAAGUAAAUUUCAAUUAAUUAUUCUUGUUAAUAUUGAAUUUAUCAAAAAAUAUGUUAAAAGACGUUCUGGAUUAAGCCCACAUUGACAUCGUUCAAUAAUUCGAGAGUCUCAGGAAAGUGAAAGGACUAAUCAAAGUCAUGCCUCACAUAAAUGAGAAGCCCAUCGGGAUGGGGAAGACUCGACGGUGUCGUAAUUAAUCGUGCAAGCGCUAAAUGAGAGACGAUCGUUGCGGGACGCGGAGGUGAUCCAUAGAUAGUGUCGGGCGCGAUCAGUCGCGGUAGCGCGGGCGAGGCGAGGGGAGGGUGGCAAGAUGGAACUCUUCCUGAUCCUCGUUUGCCUGGUCGCGCCGCCCGCUCUCUCACUCUCCAUCAAGAGCAAACUCAACCCACGGAUCGUCCAGACGCGCUACGGCGAGGUGCAGGGCGUCACGAGGUCUUUCGAGUAUGCCAAGUUCCUCAAGCCGAUCGACGUGUACCUCGGUAUACCCUACGCCAGACCGCCGGUCGGCAGCAACCGCUUUUCCCCAACGAGAGCACCGAAUCCUUGGGAAGGAGUCAGAUUAUCGGACUCGGUGGGUCCAGUCUGCCCCCAAAAGCUGCCGGACAUCGCAAACGAGCAGGAAGCGCUCGAGCGAAUGCCUAAGGGAAGACUAGAGUAUCUGAAGAGACUGCUGCCUCAUCUGCGUAACCAGAGCGAGGACUGCCUCUAUCUGAACAUCUACGCACCUGCCAUGGGCACGGCGGAGAGCGGCAGGAAGCAUCCGGUGUUGCUGUACAUUCACGGCGAGAGCUACGACUGGGGCAGCGGAAACCCAUACGAUGGUAGCGUCCUAGCGAGCUACACCGACCAAGUGAUCGUCACCAUGAACUACCGGUUGGGCGUGCUCGGCUUCCUGAACGCCAACGUGGCGCCGCAGACUAAGGCGAGGGUCGCGAAUUAUGGCCUCAUGGACCAAAUCGCUGCCCUGCACUGGGUUAAGGAGCACAUCGCGCGUUUCGGGGGCGAUCCCGAAAAUGUCACCCUCAUGGGCCAGGGCACCGGAGCCGCAUGCGUGCAUUUUCUCGCCAUUAGCCCCACCGUCAUUCGGGGAUUAUUCAAGCGGGCUAUACUACUGUCGGGUAGCGCUCUUUCAUCCUGGGCCGUGGUGGAAGAUCCUGUAUCCUACGCUCUGAAAUUAGCUAAGGCUGUCAACUGUUCCAUUCCCGACGAUCUUCUCAAAGAUAAUGAGCUUAUAGUCGAUUGUUUGAGGGAGAGCAGUCUGGAAGAACUGAUGCAAGUCAACAUUCAGCCCCCGACGUUUCUUAGUGCGUUCGGUCCAAGUGUCGAUGGUGUCGUCAUCAAGCCAGAUUUUCAAAAGGAUCUUCUGUCCUACCUCGGUCCUGAGUUUCAAGGAUUCGGCCCUCUCUCCAAAAAAGCUGAACACGGUGCACCAAUCACGAGCAACAAUAAAUAUGAUUUACUGUUCGGCGUGACAACGAGUGAAGCUUUAUGGAAGUUUGCGGAAAAGGAUGUCCUGCAAGGUUUCGAGGGAGAAAGGAGAGACAGAAUCAUUCGCACAUAUGUGAGAAAUGCUUACGUCUAUCACCUCACUGAAAUAUUUUAUACGGUGGUGAAUGAAUACACUGACUGGGAGCGAACAGUUCAACAUCCUGUCAACACGAAGGAUGCGUGCGUGCAGGCGUUGAGCGACGCGCAGUUCGUGGCGCCGCUCGUACAAACCGGAGAUCUCUUCACCUUGAGGCACACCAAAAAACCGAACAAUCCUCACAUUGCACCGAUCCUCGAUAGCGAGGAGGAGCCCAUGCCCAAGACUUACUUUUAUGUGUUCGACUAUCAGAUGAAAGACGGCGAUUAUCCUCAGAAGAUGGGCUCAGUGCACGGCGAAGAGCUUCCAUUCGUCUUCGGGGCACCAUUGUGGGUGGAGGGAUUUGGCCAUUUUCCGAAAAACUACACAAGACUAGAAAUGGCACUCUCGGAGAGUAUCAUGCAGUAUUUUGCGAACUUUGUGAAAACUGGAAAUCCGAACAUCAUCGAUCAUCAUGGGAGAAACGAGACACUUUUGCCAGCUAGUAGAGAAAAGAGUCGAUUUCGCAGUUUGUCCUGGGAACAAUACGAUCCAGUACAUCAGAAAUAUUUAGAAAUUGGCAUGAAACCGAAAAUGAAGAAUCAUUAUAGAGCGCAUCAGCUGUCGGUCUGGCUGCGCCUCGUCCCAGAGCUUCAUCGUGCCGGAAUGGAGGAUGUCGAUUCCAGACACAACUUGUUCCGCGGCCAUAGCGACCCCAGUCUAUACGACGGCUUCGUGAGACCAGAUCCUCUUAGCAGGAUCAGCGAAGAGUUCAAGAGGAAGAACCUUAGCACGGAUCCACCAACCACGACGGAUUAUAGCAUCACGACAUGCGUCAGCCUUAUUCCGGGCACCAAUCUUCAAAACGUCCAUAACGCCAGCACCGACACAUUAGCCAGCUUGGACGCUGCGGGUUACGCGGCGUAUUCAACAGCUUUAAGCGUGACAAUCGCGAUCGGCUGCAGCUUGCUGAUCUUAAAUGUCCUGAUAUUCGCCGGCGUUUAUUAUCAAAGAGAUAAAACGCGGCUUGAGGUGAAGAGCCUUCAGCAGCAACAAAUGUUAAAUCAACAAUGUGGUCCUCGUGGUUUCACCGAACUGAAACAACCACCACCUCCGCAUUCCCAUUACGCUGGUGGCGGCCAAGUGAUCGUCGAUGUCGAGAAUGAAAUGUUAAGAAGGAAUGUAAUGAAAGGUCCUCCUAACGAUUCUAGCGUUCCUUUUCAAGGCCAAGGAACUCAUACACUGCCUCAUCAACAUCAUUACCAAAAACAGCAUCAGCAGCAGCAUGCCACUCUUCCUCGAACCUCAGUCAUUCAAGACAUAAAUACGCAAACUCAAGGUCCUCCAAACGGAUCCAUCCAUUUGACGGUUCCACGAGCACCUCCGCCGCCCAGGGCGAAGAGUCCGCCAGAGAACCAGCCUCUUUUGCAAAGCGCAACGGUUUCUAGUCGCGUGUCGCAGGCCACGAUGAGCGAGAUGCGAGUGUGAUGCUUGGACCCCCCUCCGAAGCCAGUCGUCCCAGAUGUCCUCACGGCGUCGACCUUGCUCUAGGCAGUUCGCCGCGGACCUGUUGAAGUAGCUUUGAGUAGCUAUUAAUAUUUCGACAGGUCGACGCAGAAUGUCCCAGGGAACGUGAGCUCCGGACGAACGGAGGGGGGUUGCUGGAGAGAGAGAGAGAGAGAGAGAGAGAGAGAGAGAGAUUCCUCACAGCUGAGGGAUGGUCGAGUCGAAAUUGCCGGGUCUACCGAAUAUUUAAAAAAAGCCCUUCGAAAUGCGCUAUUACGAAUUUUUAGAAGGGCAGAAAUUGCACUGUACUGAGAAAAUACAAAUUAAAGGAACGUACAUUUCAAAUUUAUUUUGCAGUCUCACAAAGUUCUUAAUUUUUUCAAAUUUAAAGGUAUAUUAAACUUAAAAUGCAUUUCUAAAGACAAUGAACAUUUCAAAUUUCUAUAGAAACUUAUAAUUUUGUGUAACUAAAAUAAUUGAUUAAUAAGAACACAAUUUGCGAUUUGAAAAGUAUAUAAAAAGUAUGUUUUUGAACAAACUUCCUUACAAUCUUAAUAAUUAUUAAUUUAAUCUCAAUAAACGAAAAAAGCAGUACAAAUGAACAGCGCCUUGCUUGAAACAAUUCGAUAUUCGGUAGACGUUGGUAAAUAUUUAAUUAAAAUACAUAAGAAAGACAGAAAAGUGGCGAAUCAAGCGAUCAUCCUGGAUCAAUCGAAAUUUCAAUCAAAUUUUGCGCGAAGGAAUCAAAGCGACGCAUUCCGCUAAUUAGUUGAUAAUGGAGAAUCUCUAGUCGUUAAAGGAGAUGAGAAAAGUGGUGGACGGCUCAAUAUAAAUUGACGGCGAUGAAGAUGUAAAAAAGAAAUACUCUAGCCACUACAAUGUUAGAUGUUCCUUGUACAUAAUAUGAAUUUAUAUAUACCAUAAGGACGCCAAAGUUUGCUACUUUCUAAGAGAACUGUAUAUGCAUCAUGCGUAUCGUUUGUUACUUUGUUUUUCGGUUGGUGUGUUGAUAUCCACGCGUGACGUCAUGUUGUUGUAACGUAGAGGAAUGAACAUAGAAAAACUAUAUCGAGAGCAUAACGAGCGAGCUUGUUCAUUGAUUUUUGAAUAUUUAAAACCUUUAGUCUUUAUACCUUUUUAAAUCGUAAUUUUUAUAAAAUAUUUCGUAUGUUUGAUUGUAUAUAGAGAAUUUUCUUUUAUAAAUAACUUAUUUAUUUAUACAAAGUUCUAAAAUUCUACUUUUAACUACUACUUUUGGAAUUGGAACUAACUAACGUGAAAGGAAACCAUUGAUGCAAGUGAUAUCGCUCGUUAUCGUUGCUCCAGUUAAUACAACUGCCAUGCAGGUGGCUUCAUUGCGAACGAUAUGUAUUGCACAUAUGAAUUAUGAUACAUGAUACGCACAUAGCAUGAUCUUCGUAUCCUCUCCGUGUACGCGUAUCUACACACAUGUGUUUUAUAUGUAUAACGAAACCGGACAAUUUUAAAUCAUUGUCAUGGAUGUUUCUAUUAUAAUUUUCUUUAUUUCUGCCAAUACAUUAUCUCGAUCUUUAUAACUAAGUAUGAACUACUACAAAACAACGUAAGCAUUAUUCUUCAUACUUUCAUAUCUUUUAUACUUCCUUUGGAUUCUUACAAUUUUUACAGAGCGAUAAACCUUGUUAAAUAACGUGUUUUACAUUCAAACGUGUCAUACACGGGAUAAGUCGAUUUCCUUCGGAACUGUUACUCUUCUCGCAAAAUACCACGAAACGAUCCGAUGUAUUUUAUCAUGUGGUACAGAUUCUUCAAAGUUCAACUUCCAUCGGAUACAUGGUACGUGAUUAUCUUUUUUUUGUAUAAAUAUAUAUACAUAUAUAGGUGUAAAAUAAAGUAAAACUACUAUAUGCAUAAUACACUGCCACAAGACUACAGAAAUUAAUAUGAAAGGCUCACACUCACACACUUGAACUGCAAUUCAUUUCAUAUUUCAUAAAAUAAUAAAUUUACGAAAUAAAUUUAUAUAUUUAUUUAAAAAUAUUAAACAAAGUAUACGUGUAUCAAUGCAAAAUACAAUGAAAACUUUAAAAGUUAAUUUACGUUAAAUGAAAUAAAAUCUUGUUUUGGCUAUUUUAAGAACCUUUCUU
This is a messenger RNA of Wasmannia auropunctata (little fire ant), 6284 nucleotides long. RefSeq names its product neuroligin-4, Y-linked-like (gene NLG-4). Gene Ontology annotation, biological process: chemical synaptic transmission; synaptic vesicle endocytosis; neuron cell-cell adhesion. The transcript is spliced from 14 exons. The record is from RefSeq and is a predicted model, not a curated record. The coding region runs from base 1399 to 4140 and encodes 913 amino acids. Gene Ontology annotation, cellular component: postsynaptic membrane; synapse; cell surface. Lineage: Eukaryota; Metazoa; Arthropoda; Insecta; Hymenoptera; Formicidae. Gene Ontology annotation, molecular function: signaling receptor activity; neurexin family protein binding.